UCUCCAUUUUCAAACUCAUAGAGGUUACAUCAGAAACCCCACCAAUGCAUCAUCAAUCUCUCAUCGUUGGCCAUGCCAAGAACAAUGAUACAAGUGAUAUUGAAUCCAUUGAUGAAAGAGUUAGAGAAGAUGCACAUCAAAAUCUACCUUCUUCAAUUCUCAACAAAAAGCUGGUUUUGCAUGCUGAUCAAAAGUCCAUCACUAACAAGAGGUACAUGCCCCUUUUGGUGAUUAAUUACCUAUUGCUCUUUGUGGGUUCACUCUCUUCAAGUUUGCUUUCUAAAUAUUAUUUCAACCACAAAGGUUCAAGCAAAUGGGUUUCAACUUGGGUUCAGUGUGCUGGCUUUCCUCUCUUGGUCAUCCCAAUUUGUCUUCCUUAUAUCUUUAGUUUCACUAAAAGAAAGCCUUUCACUGAUUUUAAUCCAAAAGUGUUAUUUUUAUCAAUUUUUGUUGGUAUUAUGUUAGGGCUUAAUAAUCUUCUGAUCUCAUGGGGAGUUGCUUAUCUUCCUGUCUCAACCUCAGCUCUUGUGCUAUCAACCCAACUUGCUUUCAAUCUUAUUCUGUCUGCCAUUAUUGUGAAACAAAAAAUAACCUUUUCAAACCUUAAUUGUGUAAUCCUUCUUACCUUGGCCUCCAUCAUUCUUGCCUUGGAUUCUAGUCAUGAGAGACCAACUGGGAUAUCCCAAAAGGAAUACUUCAUUGGUUUUUGUUGCACAAUUGGAGCAGGUUUGUUGUUUGCAUUAUAUUUGCCAGUGAUGGAGAAGGUUUUUAAGAAGGUGUAUUGUUAUGAAAUGGUAAUGGAAAUGCAGCUUAUAAUGGAGUUUUCUGCAACAACAUUGGCCACCAUAGGCAUGAUAUGGGAUGGUGGAUUUUCUGAAAUGAAGGAAGAAAGCCAAAGAAUUUUUGAUAAGGGAUCCACUGUUUAUUGGGUAACUAUUAUGGCAACCAUAGUGACUUGGCAAUUUUGCUUUAUGGGCACUGCAGGAAUGGUCUUUCUGACAUCUUCACUAACUGGGGGGAUUUGCAUGACAGCAUUGUUGUCCAUGAAUGUGUUAGGAGGUGUGGUUGUGUUCAGAGAUGCCUUUGGUGGUCUAAAGGCAGUGUCAACUAUUUUGUGCAUUUGGGGAUUUUGCUCUUAUGUCUAUGGCAUGUACAUCAAAAUGGUGGAAGAGAAAGCUCGAAUGAGGCACAGGAAUGAAUCAUCUACCGAGUUGAUCCCUGGGGGGAAUCAUGGUUGAACUCAUUGAACUAUAUAUAGCAGUGUUAUUAAAAUACUAGGUUAUAGAUGAUAUCUAUAUCUAGAAUAUAUAAUGUAAUAAAUAUAAGAAUGGAA
Messenger RNA from Gastrolobium bilobum, 1333 nucleotides. Its product is annotated as probable purine permease 4. The transcript has a single exon. Gene Ontology annotation, molecular function: purine nucleoside transmembrane transporter activity. Gene Ontology annotation, cellular component: membrane. The record is from RefSeq and is a predicted model, not a curated record. Lineage: Eukaryota; Viridiplantae; Streptophyta; Magnoliopsida; Fabales; Fabaceae. The coding region runs from base 45 to 1238 and encodes 397 amino acids.